Messenger RNA from Lasiodiplodia theobromae, 1143 nucleotides. RefSeq names its product Methyltransferase domain-containing protein. NCBI's taxonomy places the organism in Eukaryota, Fungi, Ascomycota, Dothideomycetes, Botryosphaeriales, Botryosphaeriaceae. The transcript has 4 exons. The coding region runs from base 1 to 1143 and encodes 380 amino acids. Gene Ontology annotation, molecular function: methyltransferase activity. The record is from RefSeq and is a predicted model, not a curated record.
AUGGCCGACCAGCACUCGCUCCACGAUUCGGUGCUGGACCAGCCCACCGAGCACCAUGUCCACCAGAAGCGCAGCUCGCAGUCGCCCACCCAGCAGAAGCGCGCCAGCUCGUCCCCUACCGGAGCCGCGGCCAUUACGGCGCAAGAGCAGGCGGAUGCCUUCGAGCAGGCCGAGGACGGGAUCGAAGCCAACGACUACACCUCGGACGACGACCAAGGCUACGAGUCAGACAGCGCGUCCACUACGUCGGCAUCGCUCGCCUCGUCGGCGCGCAACUUCAUCUACGAGAACGGCCGGCGGUACCACAGCUUCCGCGAAGGCACUUACUCAUUUCCCAACGACGAUCGCGAGCAGGACCGCGAGGACCUGAAGCACGCCAUGUACCUGAAGCUCUUCAAUGGCACGCUGCAUUUCGCCCCGCUGGACCCGGAGAAGAACAUCAACGCAAUCGACCUGGGCACCGGCACCGGCAUCUGGGCCAUAGACUUCGCCGAUUUGUACCCGAACGCCAACGUGCUGGGAAUCGAUCUGAGCCCCAUCCAAACGGAAUGGGUGCCCGCCAAUCUGAAAUUCAUGGUCGAUGAUGCCGAGGAUGAGUGGUUACACCCGCGCAACACUUUUGAUUACAUCCACACCCGUCACACCGUGCAGGGCUUCCGCAACUGGCCGAAACUCUUCGAGCGCGCGCUAAGACACCUCAAGCCCGGCGGCUGGAUGGAAUGCCAAGAGAUCGACCACAUGCCCAUGUCCAACGACGGCACCCUGGCCGACGACGACGCCAUGCUCAAGUACUGGCAGAUGGUCACUGACGGCCUGUCCAACGUCGGCGUCCCUUUCCGCUCUGCCCCCGUCCUCAAGCGCUACAUGGAAGAGGCCGGCUUCGUCAACGUCACCGAGCGCGUCUUCUACACGCCCAUCGGACCCUGGCCCAAGAACAGGCAUCUGCGCGAGGUCGGCUUGUACUGGCGCGCCGUGCUGAUGGAGGGCCUUGAGGCCAUCGCUCUUGGGCCCAUGACCAGGGGCUUGGGUUGGACCAAGGAGGAGAUUGCUGUGUUUUUGGCUGCCGUGAGGAAGGCGUAUACGGAGCCGUCGACGCAUUCCUUCAUGCCGUUUUAUAUCAUUCACGGCCAGAAGCCGGAGUGA